Parathielavia appendiculata is the source of this 384-nucleotide messenger RNA. RefSeq lists its product as uncharacterized. The transcript has 2 exons. NCBI's taxonomy places the organism in Eukaryota, Fungi, Ascomycota, Sordariomycetes, Sordariales, Chaetomiaceae. The record is from RefSeq and is a predicted model, not a curated record. Bases 1 to 384 code for a protein of 127 amino acids.
AUGACAGCUCCGGAAGUCUCUCACGGCCGCGGUGGCGCUGGCAAUAUCAACCCGGACGACACGAAAUAUGUUGAUGGCGAAGUCGUUCGUGUUGGGGAGGUGGGCAGCCACGGAGACGGAGCAUUCAGCACUGGUCGUGGAGGCGCAGCCAACAUCGCCGACGCGGGUGUCAAGCAGUCCGCGCGCGCGGACAAGGACCUGAUUCCUGAGGCCGCUAUCCGCCCGAGCACCGAAAACACAGACUAUCACACAGGCCGAGGUGGGGCGGGCAAUGAGUACGUUGCCAAAAAGGACAAGCCGGCGGAAGGGGGGAAGCCCGCGGCGCCGGUCGGCCUGGCGGAUAAGUUGAAGAGGAGGAUCUUGGGUGCUUUCAGUAAGAAGUGA